Messenger RNA from Myotis davidii, 804 nucleotides. RefSeq names its product synaptonemal complex protein 3 (gene SYCP3). Bases 313 to 804 code for a protein of 163 amino acids. Gene Ontology annotation, biological process: spermatid development; meiotic cell cycle. The transcript is spliced from 6 exons. Gene Ontology annotation, cellular component: synaptonemal complex. The record is from RefSeq and is a predicted model, not a curated record. Lineage: Eukaryota; Metazoa; Chordata; Mammalia; Chiroptera; Vespertilionidae.
UCCUCCUUUCUCCCUUCCUCUCUCUCGCAAAUCAAUAAUCACAUCCUCAGGUAAGAAUGAAAAAAAAAAUGCCCUGGAUCUUGAUUUAAUUCCACCUGACCUGCAGAGAAAGUAUUGCAUUUAUAUAUUGACUUUAAAAACUCAUGUUGGCAAAAAGCCUAAACGAUCUCAAAAUUAAUAUAUUCAUUAAAAAUUAUCCAAACAGCAUACUUAAUUUCAAAAAUAUUUUGAUUUCUUAUUGUCAAUGCAGCAAAGAUUCCAGCAAUUGAUAAGCUUGUGAAGAAAAGGACUUCUGCAGUAACAGUUGAAGAUAUGGGAGGUGAAGUACAGAAUAUGCUGGAAAGAUUUGGAGCUAACAUUAGCAACGCUCUUAAUACAAAGAAAAAAAGACUAGCACUGUAUACCAAGAUUUCUCUCAAAACCAGUAACCAGAAAAUUGAACAUAUUUGGAAAACCCAACAAGAACAAAGGCAGAAGCUUAGCCAAGAAUAUUCUCAGCAGUUUCUGACUUUGUUUCAGCAGUGGGAGACAGAUAUACAGAAUUCCAAGAAACAAGAAGAAAAACUAGCUAAUUUAUUUCAACAGCAACAACAGAUUUUUCAACAAUCUAGACUUGGUCAGAGCCAGAGACUGAAAACAAUUAAACAGUUAUAUGAACAAUUCAAAAAGAGUAUGGAGGACUUGGAGAAGAAUAGUGAUACUCUAGUUACUGAUGCACAAAAUGAACUUAAAAAUGAAAUGGCUAUGUUGCAAAAACAAAUUAUGAUGGAUACUGUAAGUUAUGAUGUUAAAAUUGAAAAGUAA